GUGACUGUCUGGCGUCCUGUCAAAGACGGCGCGUGAAAGAGGGGCUUCUUUUGUGAGAAUGCCUCAGAUCAUGGCAGAGGCAUUCGCGAGAGGGUUGCUAGACAAGAUAAUGAUACAAGUUCUGGAUGUUAUAGACCGCGAUGCACAGGAAGAGGAAUCGUGGGAACCGCGUGUUGACGAAGAAACAAGCAAUGUCCAAUCGGAGUUUGUAAACGGCACAUUGCAAGCGCGCACACAGAGAAAUUAUAGCAAGGCCGAAGAAAUGGAAUUGAUCGCGAAGAUAGUUCGCGACUUGCGCGAUAUGCAGAUCGGAGAUUCGCGUUACGUACUGCCGCCUUCAUUGUUAGGGUUGGAGAAACAGGUGAAGUACGCCACGUGCAACAUCGAAAGUGUGACACUCACGAACCCGACAGUCGACGUUGUCGAAACUCAGCCUGCAAUUCAAGGUCAAGGCGACACGCAGCAGCAGAUUGUGCACACGUCAUCGGCGAAGCCAAAAACAGACCAGAAAGAAAAACAAGAUGAUGCACCUGUCGAAGCGACCAGUGUGUCCGCCGGUCUGCUGCAUCAGCUGAUCGAGGAGCUGGAGGACAAUGCGGUCCCAGUCCGCGCCAAGGACUCUUCCCCGAACACAACCAGUAAGGAACACGUCGCUAUUUGGGAGGAAAAAGAGGAGGAACUUAUCAAGACUAUUGAGGACAACGCAAACGAGAUCAGUACAAAGACUUUUCGAGAGAGCGGAUCGAUCGGCCACUUUCGCGCUACCGAGCUGAAGCACGAUGACGAACUGAGAUCUCGUUCGACUCAGCAUCUGCGAACUACCUCGAAAGAAACUGGUCUCGAGGAAAUCCAGUUGAAGAAACACGAGUUGAGUUCGUUGUCGUUGUUAAAGACGCUCGACGCCACGAUGACUGUGGAGCAGAUUCUACCUGCCAGUGACACGGAGAAGCGAAAACUCGACGAAGCGACGACGACAAAGAAGAAAAAGGGAUUUGGCAGCAGACUAAGGAGAUUUUUCCGCGCCGCUUUCGGCCGUCGGAAGAACUGAAUGCAAACUUUCAGAAAGAAAUGUUACCUCGCGAUCUACGUCAAGCACGACGACGACCUCGAGAGGUCCUUGUCUUUGUCUUCGCGGAGUAGCUUUUUUAGCAGAGCGUUUUUUUUUCGAGAGGGAACUGUGUCGCUUGUUUGCGAAUUCAGCCGAGUAAAAAUAGACGGUCUUGCGGUCUCCGUAACUUUAGCAUCUCGCUCGUACGAGCCGAGCGCGAAAAUCAGACCCUCUGUACAUUCUUAAGUGAUGAUCGCAAAGUGUUGUAUACAAAUUCGUAAAAUUCUGUAAAAUAUACCAUCUGAUGAUCUCA
Messenger RNA from Pseudomyrmex gracilis, 1361 nucleotides. RefSeq lists its product as uncharacterized. The transcript is spliced from 3 exons. Bases 59 to 1048 code for a protein of 329 amino acids. The record is from RefSeq and is a predicted model, not a curated record. Lineage: Eukaryota; Metazoa; Arthropoda; Insecta; Hymenoptera; Formicidae.